AUGGCCCCCGAUGCCGCUGUUCCCACCCUGGAGCAACUGCUUCGAGCCCCAGCAAUGCGGCAGACCCACACCUCCAUCUCCAGCCUGCCCCAGUGCCUCCCAGGCCUGGCAUCCACGAACAAGGAUGCAUCCACCUUUACCAGCCCAGGCGUUCUGGGCACGUCCUCUCCCGUCCCAGCCCAGCCAGGGCUGCAGACUGCGGCCUCCAGGCACCCACCGCGGCAACGGGCAUGCAUCCUGCCCCGCCUGCAGGGGCCAGGCCCUGGUUAUUGUCAUGGGGCAUCAGACAGUGUCUAUAACUACGGGUGGUACCACAGUGAUGCCCCUCAUAGCAGCAACCAGGCCCGGCACCACCUGCUGCCUGGGGGCCCACCCUCUGACCCCAGGCCUGGCAGCUCACCCUUUUGUCAUCAGAGGCUGCAGACCUCAAGCCGGUGCUGUCCUGAGGCAGGGCUGGGGCACUGUGGUCUGGGCACCGGGGUCCAGCGCAAGCACCCUGGGAGGAAAGGGCACCCCGUUCUGGCUGACACUGACCAGCCGCAUGCUGAGCAGCAGACCCCUCACAGACAGGACGGACCCAACAUGCCCGGGGGCCCAGAGCCCAAGGAGCAGGAGGCCAGCCCACCAGACCCGGGCUCAGGCUGCAGCCCCGCUCCACGCAGGGGACCCCUCAGGACCCUCCAGCUCACCGGCAUGGCACCCGUGACCUCGACCCACAGCCAUCCCCACGACCCAGCAAGCCCAGUGGCCACAGGACCCACAGAGGCCAGUGAGAUCUACUUGGGAAGAAGGAGGCUUCCAGACUAUACUUUGCUGUUUGCUGCCUGCCUAUCCUGGGAUAUAGAUGCAAGGCCCAGAGCGCCUCGUGUGCCACGACCCGCGGGGGGCGGGGACCGCGGUCCGCAGGGCCCCUCGGUGCCCAGCGCGGGUCACCCCAGCCGCCCGCCCACCCCGUCCCCGUCCCCGUCCCCGGGCCGCGGAGCUCCCGAGGCUGCCCCGCCCCGGCGUCCGCCCCGUCCUCCCUCCGACGAGACGCUACAAAAAGAGCGCGUCCAGGGGGUCACUUCGGGAGACGACGAGUGCGAGUGUGAACUGGAACAGUAUCGGCAUUGGGAGAACAGCAGCGAGCCGCACCCGCACCGGAGGAGGAGUCCCCAGGGAAACCGGGCCACAGAAGGACACGUCCACCCGAUCAUCCGUCACCAGUGGAAAGCAAUGAACGGAGCAGCGGGACUUGUGACGGGAAACACAACGCCCGCGACGGCCGUCAAGACGCACGGUCCAGCCUCGGGGACGAAGGAAGACGCUGUGCGCGUGGCGGUGACGCGCGGGGCCCCAAGGCCGCGCAGGCGCAGGGAGUCGGGUGUCGGGAAGGACAUCCAAAGCCCGGGCCAGGAGACUGAGGUCAGGAAGGAACAUGCCAGGGCCCAGGGUGGAUCAUCUCUUCAAGCAGAAAACAGACUUUCUAGUUCCUGGGGCUCCCUGGGGACCCUGGCUGUGGGGGGUUCUGCACUCCCCAGCACAGGGACAGCUCACUGUGCCUAUGAUUACUUCCAGUUUUGGGGCCAGGGCACCCUGGUCACCGUCUCCUCAGAGACCUCAUCCCGUCCAAAUCUCUUCCCCCUCAUCACCUGUGAGAGCUCCCUGUCCGAUGAGCCCCUGGUGGCCAUGGGCUGCCUGGCCCGGGACUUCCUGCCCAGCUCCGUCACCUUCUCCUGGAACUACAAGAACAACAGUGUGGUCAACAACCAGGACAUCCAGACCUUCCCUCCAGUCCUGAGAGAGGGCAAGUACGUGGCUACCUCUCAGGUGCUCCUGCCCUCCGUGGACGUCCUCCAGGGUUCAGAUGACUUCCUCACAUGCAAUGUGAAACACCCCAAGGGCAACAGUGAGGUGAACGUGCCCAUCCCAGUGCCUGUAGAGCUGUCCCCCAACGUGACUGUCUUCAUCCCACCCCGUGACGCCUUCUCUGACAACAACCAGCGCACGUCCCAGCUCCUCUGUCAGGCAACAGGCUUCAGCCCCAAGAAGAUCUCUGUGUCCUGGCUUCGUGACGGAAAGCCCAUCAAGUCGGGCUUCAACACAGGCAACGUGGAGGCUGAGAACCAAGGGCCCGGGCCCGGGACCUUCAGGGUGCUCAGCACGCUGACCAUCACCGAGAAUGCCUGGCUCAGCCAGAGCGUGUUCACUUGCAAUGUGGAGCACAAUGGGCUGACCUUCAAGAAGAACGUGUCCUCCGCAUGCAUCCUCAACACGCAGGCCAGCAUCAGAAUCUUCGCCAUUGCCCCCACCUUCGCCAGCAUCUUCCAAACCAAGUCAGCCAAGCUGUCCUGCAGGGUCGUAGACCUGACCACCCGCGACAGCCUGAACAUCUCCUGGACCCGCCAGAAUGGCGACUUUCUGCCAACCACCACCAUCUUCCAGAGCAACCUCAACAACACCUUCAGUGCCACGGGGGAGGCCACCGUCUGUGCAGAGGACUGGGAGUCAGGGGAGGACUUCACCUGCACGGUGACUCACACAGAUCUGCCCUCGCCACUGAAGAAGACCAUCUCUAAACCCAAGGACGUCAACAAGCAACCGCCCUCCGUCUACGUCCUGCCACCCAGCCGGGAGCAGCUGAGCCUGCGGGAGUCAGCCACAGUCACUUGCCUGGUGAAGGGCUUCUCACCCGCAGAUGUGUUCGUGCAAUGGCUGCAGAAAGGCCAACCCAUGUCCUCUGAGAGUUACGUGACCAGUGACCCGAAGCCCGAGCCCCAGGACCCCCACCUCUACUUUGUCCACAGCACCCUGACUGUGAGUGAGGAGGAGUGGAGCUCGGGGGAGACCUACACCUGUGUUGUGGGCCACGAGGCCCUGCCCCACAUGGUGACGGAGAGGAGCGUGGACAAGUCCACCGAGGGGGAGGUGAGCGCCGAGGAGGAGGGCUUCGAGAAUCUGAACACCAUGGCCUCCACCUUCAUCGUUCUCUUCCUCCUCAGCGUCUUCUACAGCACCACAGUCACCCUGUUCAAGGUGAAAUGACCCCCCCCCCGCUAAGAACUUCAGAGACCCAGAAGAUGGGACCCAGGGGGGCACUGCCUUGGGGCCCGGGGUUCCCAGCCUGCAGAGCCUGUCGACUUGCACUUAAAUCCUUCCCACGUCACCCCUCCCGCUUGCCGCCCAAAGACGCAGGCUUCUCAAGACCAGGCCAAGUGCCGUGGACGCAGCACUGCUCUGCAGUGUGCACACAUGUCGCCUUGAAAUAAACGUUUAUAUUUUAUCCUGUGAAA
Molecule: messenger RNA, 3272 nt
Organism: Lynx canadensis (Canada lynx)
Lineage: Eukaryota; Metazoa; Chordata; Mammalia; Carnivora; Felidae
Exons: 14
Coding region: 1-3024 (1007 amino acids)
Source: RefSeq, a predicted model, not a curated record